Messenger RNA from Alternaria viburni, 777 nucleotides. RefSeq lists its product as uncharacterized. The coding region runs from base 1 to 777 and encodes 258 amino acids. Lineage: Eukaryota; Fungi; Ascomycota; Dothideomycetes; Pleosporales; Pleosporaceae. The transcript is spliced from 2 exons. The record is from RefSeq and is a predicted model, not a curated record.
AUGGCGAACACUCCUUUUCCGUUCGAAAGACUACCAGCUGAGCUGCGUGCUGAAGUCUACAAAAACCUCCACUGUAAUACGAAAACGCUGGUGGUUGUCGUCAGAUUCUCUUAUAUCGAACGCGCUAUAGUCGCUGUGUCAAAGGCAAUCCGAAACGAAGCUGAAAAGGUCAUCGACGAGGAAACCCAGAAGUGUGGCCCGGCUCAGCUGAUCGCAGACUGCGAUUACUUCCACUUCGUCCCUGAAGUCCUUGCCGAUAUUCGAAAUGCCCGACAAGGCUAUGUCCCACCGAACAUGGGACUGGCCGAUGACGAGCGUGAGAAUUUCGAUACCAUAUUCACCCGCAGAAACCUAGUCGAGCAAGUUCGGAUGGACGCGGUUAUGUAUCAGAUGUGGACCCGCCUCGCGAAUCUAUACCUCAAGACGAACGAGCGAAUCGAGGUCGGUGUCUGGAUUGGGAACGACGCCGCUUGCGAGAAAUUUGUGGAACUGCUCCCCUCUGCCAUCGACGACAUCAUCAACCCCCGCUGGGACGCGUCCGACCCUGGCAUGUAUCGUCCCAAGUUCGCGGUGACAAUUGAAUGCUCAGAAGAGGUUGACGCAGAUGUGGAAGACAUCGUUCAGGAUUUCAAGGAUGCGCGUUUCGAGGUUAGCGAAGAACUGGAACCGGAAGAGAUGGAGUCAAGAUGGAGCCUUAAGACCUUUGACGGAGUUUUUGAAGAAGAGGAGCUGUCGAGCGACGAGUCCAGCGAAGAUUCAGAUGACGAGUUGGAUUGA